UGCAUUUGCAAUUCGGUCAAUUGCAGUUUUGCUCUCGAUUUAAUUUAUCGAUAAAAUACCAAUUUACAUAAUAAAAUCAAUCGGGUGAGAUCAAUUAUUUUCGGGUUAAAUUAGUUUUGAUUGGAUUGAUAGUAUAAAUACACAAGGUUCAAGUCCAAGGAAUCAUGAAAACAGAAGCAAUUAUUUUGUUUGCCUGCGCGCUUGUUACUGUCAAAAGUGAACCUCCUGCCUCUUACGGAGCGCCAAAUACAGGUUAUGGGGCUCCUCUUAGCGGACCUGGAGGAAACUAUGAUCAAAGUAGUCCUGGAGGAGGUUAUGGUGGUACCGGUUCAGGAGAGGGUUACGGAGGUGGACAUGGAAGUCAUGAAUCGCAAGAGCCACAAUCCUAUGAAUUCGGAUAUAGAGUAAAAGACGACUAUUCCGGGUCCAACUUCCAUCAAAAGGAAUCUAGCGAUGGCAAUCAAGUUAGAGGAGAAUACAAGGUAGCCCUUCCAGAUGGAAGGACGCAGAUCGUAACUUACUGGGCAGAUUGGCAAACGGGAUUCCAUGCUGAUGUUAAAUACGAAGGGCAGGCGACCUAUCCUCAAAAUAACAAUGUUCAGCAAGCGUAUGGACCUCCACAAGCACCCGCAGGUAACGGUGGUUAUAAUUAUCCCAGUCCACCAAGCAAUCAGUACGGAGCUCCUUAAAGACAGAAUGUUUAUACAGUUAUUCAUAAGGAAAUACUUUUUUAAGAUGUAAAAUAUUAAUUUUUGCGUGGGUUUCGACUUUUUCCUAACAGAUGUUAAUUUCUAACAUUAUUUUUUACUUUUUUAUUAAACGAAUGUGUUUCUGCAGUUAGUAUUAAGAUUAAACUGCAAGGCCAUCUAUUUUUUUAAAUAUUUACUUUUUGCUAUAAAAUGCAUAAUGUAUAAAUUUAAAAUUAUCAUUUGGUUUUUUAGGCUUAAAUCUCAUUAGACUAGUUUUCAAAAUUUGACAAAAUACAGGGUGUCGAAAUAUUCCGUAGACAUAGAACUACUGCAUAUUUUUG
Sitophilus oryzae (rice weevil) is the source of this 1030-nucleotide messenger RNA. RefSeq names its product pro-resilin-like. Lineage: Eukaryota; Metazoa; Arthropoda; Insecta; Coleoptera; Curculionidae. Gene Ontology annotation, cellular component: extracellular matrix. The transcript has 4 exons. The record is from RefSeq and is a predicted model, not a curated record. The coding region runs from base 165 to 689 and encodes 174 amino acids.